Ostrea edulis (European flat oyster) is the source of this 5486-nucleotide messenger RNA. Its product is annotated as stress-activated protein kinase JNK-like. Lineage: Eukaryota; Metazoa; Mollusca; Bivalvia; Ostreida; Ostreidae. Gene Ontology annotation, molecular function: ATP binding; JUN kinase activity. Gene Ontology annotation, biological process: protein phosphorylation; JNK cascade. Bases 1044 to 2294 code for a protein of 416 amino acids. Gene Ontology annotation, cellular component: cytoplasm; nucleus. The record is from RefSeq and is a predicted model, not a curated record. The transcript has 13 exons.
CGUGACGUCAGACACAUCCAAAUAGAAAGGAGAUCAACAAAUCCCGGCGUUAUUCGGUAAAAUUGUUUUUAUUUUGCUAUGUAGAUGGCAUUCUUCUAAAUUUACAAUGAUAUAUAGUUAGAACGUGUUCAGUUUAUGACAUGGGAGUGUCAAAUUAUGGCAACAUGAAUGUUGGUAGAUAUCAAGUUGAGACAUAAUCCUUGGAAAUGUCAUGAAAAUGAAUUUUGAACUGGAAAUAGUACAUCAAAAGGCGAAAGAUCCUACCUUGUAUGUCGUCUGGUCACCUGAGUGUAAUUAUCCAAGUUGUUUGCUUAAUUUAUCAAAUGUGGAAAUGUGAUCAAAAUAGUGAAUAUAGUCUGAUUAUGGUUAUAGGAAGGUGCAAGUUCAAGAUUUACAAUUCUCAAAUGGAGUGCAGCUAGGGGAGCAGAGUCUCUCUUCUUCUGUUACUCUGAACAAGUGGAUGACCAUAGUAUAUAAUAUGUUUAACGGUGUGACCGUGUUUGAGGGCGAAGCAAAAAAAAUUUGGCAUUAGUAUCUAUAUCCAAAUCUGGACAAAAACAACCCGAAGUUAGCACGCGGACGGAGCUGUAUCAAAGCAUCCUAAUUUUAGACAUUUGAUCCGCCUAUAUAUUGAACGCGGGAAAUAUAACACAAAUUAAUGUAAACAGUACAUUGUGACGUCAUAUUCAGCGUCGUUAUUUAGCAAAUUUACAAACAUAGCGUUUGAACCACAACAAAAAACAUGGCGUAAAUCGUGGAGUGAUUAUAUGUGAUUAAAGAAAAUAAGAUUCACAGGCUUUUACGGAUUUUAUGUGUAACAUCUCAGAACGACGUGAACUAGGGUAGACGAGAUUCAAAAUGGAGAAACCAUUGGUACCAAACUUUUCAAGUUCCAUAGGAAAUAAACUAAAAGGUUGUGAUUGAAAGUGAUGUGAAAUUGUAUGCAGACUAAAAUUCAUCAACAUCAAACCUUUAUGCUACUCGCUGAUGUGCAGAUACAUUAAAUUCUGACUAGAUGGAUAUUAGGAAGAGCUACUAGAAUCAUGAGUGAGACAGCCUCCAAGACUUACCACACAGUGGAGGUUGGGGAUUCCACAUUUGACAUUUUAGAACGAUACAGUAAUCUCAAACCUAUAGGAUCUGGUGCUCAGGGAAUUGUUUGUGCUGCCUAUGAUUCAGUGACCGGCCAGAAUGUGGCCAUCAAAAAACUCAGCCGUCCUUUUCAAAAUGUCACUCAUGCUAAACGAGCAUAUAGGGAAUUUGUAUUAAUGAAGUUAGUCAACCAUAAAAAUAUUAUAGGGUUAUUAAAUGCAUUCACACCACAGAAGUCUAUGGAAGAGUUUCAAGAUGUAUACCUAGUAAUGGAAUUAAUGGAUGCUAAUUUGUGCCAAGUCAUCAACAUGGAUUUAGAUCAUGAGAGGAUGUCUUAUUUGUUGUAUCAAAUGUUGUGUGGAAUUAAGCAUCUGCAUUCAGCAGGAAUCAUUCAUAGGGAUCUAAAGCCAAGCAAUAUUGUUGUCAAGUCCGACUGUACAUUGAAAAUUCUUGACUUUGGCUUGGCCCGAACACAAGGCACAGGUUUCAUGAUGACACCUUAUGUAGUAACAAGAUACUACAGGGCUCCAGAGGUCAUCUUAGGAAUGGGAUAUACAGACAAUGUGGACAUUUGGAGUGUGGGUUGUAUCAUGGCAGAACUUAUCAGAGGGGCAGUCAUGUUUCCUGGUAGUGAUCAUAUUGAUCAAUGGAAUAAGAUAAUAGAACAACUAGGAACUCCUUCCAGAGAAUUCAUGCAAAGGCUGCAACCAACAGUGCGUAAUUAUGUGGAGAAUCGCCCCCGUUAUGCUGGAUAUAGCUUUGAGAGACUAUUCCCUGAUGUCAUUUUCCCCCAGGACAGUCAGGAACAUGCUGGUCUGAGAGCCAGUAUGGCUCGUGAUUUGUUGUCAAAAAUGUUAGUGAUAGAUCCUGAAAAGAGAAUAACCACCACCGAGGCACUGCAACAUCCCUACAUUAAUGUUUGGUAUGACGAGCAGGAGGUCAAUGGCGUAAGUUCAAUAAUACAGCCAGCACCUGCACCAUAUGAUCACACUGUGGAUGAACAAGAACACACAGUGGAACAAUGGAAAGAGUUAAUCUAUAAUGAAGUAAUGUCCUAUGAAAACCAAGGUCAAAACCCAGGAAAACAGCCAGCACAGCCUAUGCAAAAUCACUCAGAGAUGAGUAUGGAUCUACAAAAAACAGUGGGAGCAGUAAACAGCAAGAGUGAUGUGCCCAUGGCUGAUGGAACUAGUCAGAAAUAAUGUGUUUAGUGCUUGUAAUUUAUUGGAGCUGGGAGAGUGAAGUCCUUUGCCACUGAGAGCUCUGCGUUUUAACUGUGAUUAGGGUUGAUUAACCUCCUAGAUGCUGAAUGCUUCAUUUUGAAUAUUUUAAUUGGCCAUGUGGAACUUUUUAAGUUGUAAUAUUUUGUCCAAUGUGCAUGUUUUAAUUUUGAAUUUAUUGGGUCAUUUUUGUUGCUCAUGAAGAAUGUCAAGUCUUACAAAAUUGUGUUGAUAUACAUGUAUUAACAAUGCUUCUUCAACAUUCUGUGGUAAAUAUUUAUCAAGAUAAAAGAUACUUCUUUCCAAAUGAUUUGAAUUUUUAUGAAUCUCAAAUCAAAUAGUGAUGUAUUUUAUUGUAUAAUGAUUGUAGACUGACUUGUAAAAUUUGUCAUUUGUUCGUGGUAAAAUUUAUUUUAAAAGAAUACUUUCUACAAAAUGUGUGUUUAUGAGAUGUAAGUGUUAAAUAUUUGUGCAUUUUAUGUGUACAUUACAAGAGUUACAUGUAUGGAACUGUUGGUAUAAUAUCAAGUGUGACAGAGGUUGUCAAUAAUUUGUGUGCAAUACUAAUUAUUAUGUUACAGUGUUUGUUCACCAAUAGAACGUAUGGCAUUGUAGUUACCAUUAUUUAUAGUACAUGUAAAAUAGUGGAAAACCAUGUGAUAUGGUUGCUCCAUAUGAUGGUAAAUUUGAGUGAAUCUCUGGAAUUAACACAUUCCAUGUUGAUGUUUAAUGUAUUCUAAUCUGGAAAUCCUUUUCUCUUGUCUGCCAGUAGUCAUCGCCUGUAAAACUGUGUGAACAGGAAAGAAUGUGUAAAGAACUACUACCUGCAAGUGUUCUGUUGAAUAGUGCAUUAUUCAGUCUUGACAUUUUGUGUACUGACAUUGUGUUUACUCACUGGUCUUCCAGCCUUUACUAGUACUAGUAAUUAGAACCACAGAGUGUGUAAUUUUAAGUUUCACCAUACAACUGUGCACUGUUCCUGUUGUGUUUGUAUGAAUGCAUUCUGACAUCGAUGUGGACAUUUUGCAUGUAAAAAUUUCAAGUAUAUCAAUAUAAAGGAAAUAUUUUUGUGUCAGCAAUACACAUAAUCAGGAAAGCAUUUUGAAUUAUCUCAAUGGUUUAUAUGGAGAGAUAUUGGUUUUAUUACAUUCUGGUUAUUAAUAUAUUGAACACCAAGAAUGGUGAGUUUGAUAUGAAAUAUUGAAAGUUUACAGCUUUACUCCGAUUUUUAACUCACCUGAGCUUUUGUCUGUUGUCUUUGUAGUAUAUUUUCACAUCUUUGAUUUCUUUUAUUGAACUACUUGGCCAAUUUCAUUAAACUUGGUACAAGGUAGCUUUAGGUAAAAGGGAUUCAAAUGAAGGGCUAUGGUCUUAUCCAGGGGGAGAUGAUUGAGGAUAAAAAGGUGGAAUGUUUUAAAACUUUAAAGACCCACAGGACCAGAACAUCCAAAAUUUGCAUAGAAGCUGUCUUAUACAUGUAUAAUGCAGGUUCAAGUUUGUUUAUAGCAACUACCUAGCAUUAGGGUGGGGUCACAAUUGGGAUUUUAAAGUUUUACAUAGGAACAUAAAGGAAAAUUCUUUAAAAUUUUAAUCUUCUCAAAAAACCAGAAGUGUGUAACAUAUCGGAUUAAUAUACAAGCAUCCUCGUACAGUGUAGAUUCAAAUUUGUUUACAUCACUUUGCAGGGCCACAAUAGGGCUGUAAAUUUGACAGCUAUAUAAGAGUAUGUAGAAAAUUCUGUAACCCCAGGUUCAUUUUUGGAGUCAGCUUUGUUAACCCAUACUUGAUGACACCACCUCCACUGAGCCUAAUUGGUUGGCUUUUAGUCCUAGCUUUUCCCACGAGUAUUCUGAAAAUGCUAUACAAAUCUUCUUCAGAACAAGGGUAAAAUGUCUCGAGUUCAUAUGCAAACAUCCUCAUGUUCAGAUUCAGGUUUGUUUAAAAUAUUGACCCUUGGAAGUCACAGAAGAGGUUGAAUGUUCUACCAGUCAAUAGAAUUGUACAUAAUGAAAUUUCUAGACAUCAUCUUCCCAAUAGACACAGAGGUAAAUAUGUCAAAUUGAUAGGAAAGCAUCCUCUUGUAGUGUAGAUUAAAAUUUGUUCAUACCACCUUGGGGGCAAAAUUAGGGUUUAAAGUUCCACUUUGGAAUAUAUAGGGGGGAAACUGAAAACAUGUUGAGAGCAACAAUUGUACAUUGAGUCUGAUAAAAAUGUAGAUUUGUAAGAAAUUAUGACCCCAUGAUGGGGCCCACAAAAAGGAAUUGGAAGUUUGUAAAUAGAAAUACAUGUAUUUCGAAAAAUUGGUUUUUUUCAAAAACAACAUGGGUGAAAUGUAUCAAAUUAGUAUGAAAUUAUCCUCUUGUAGUUGUUUUAUAACCCUUAUGGCCAGAGACACAAUAAUGAUUUCAAAUUAUACGUUAAAACAUACAGGUAUUUUUAAAAAAAAAAAAAUCUUCCAAGAAGGAGGGUACAGUUUAUCAGUGUCAUAUGCAGGUUUCUUCGUGCAGUAUAAAUUCAAGUCAAAACUAUAUCCACUGAGCUUUUGGCAGGACUACAACGGGGAUUUAAUGUUUUUGUAUCUAGAUUUGUUUUUAAACCUUCUUUCCGAGAACCUCAAGGAUACAGCUAUUUGAUAAGGAAGUAUCCUCAUGUAGUGUAGUUUCAGUUUCUUUCAUUCCAGGUCCACAAUACCAGUUUUAAGUCUUGAUAUUCUAAAUUCAGAAACUCGCAAGUCGUUAUCUUUGUAAGAACAACAACUCAGGUGAGCAGUGUGACCCAUGUCCUUUUGUUUUAUUGUAAUGCUUUAAUUAUAUGCAUUUGAUAAUUUGUGAACCAAGACAUGUUUUACCUAUCUGGCUUCUAUCAAUGAUUGUUUUUUUGAUUUGCUAUGACAUUACAGAGCUCUUGUUCAGCAGCUGACUGACCUCAGAUUUGUGAUGUUCUUGUUACUAUAGGCUGCCUUUGUAUCCUGCGUAGUUCUUCAACUGAUAUAUUGUCAAUCAUGUCCAUUGUGUGUCUUCAAUGCUGGCAUGGAAAAAUUAAAAAAGGGGUGUAAUUUCAUUUAGUUUUGUCUCUAUAUGAAGAUCACGCCAAUGCCAUUUUAAAGUUUAAUGGCAAUAUUGCCAGAGAAGUGUUGCAAAGUUGAUAUGACUCAAUAAAGUGAUUAAAAACUUC